UCAUCAGCGCACAUUGUCUCGUCGCUCGGGAUGCUGGAUGUGGAAAUGCACCGGCAUUGAGUGACCUGACCUUUGGUACACGCCCCAAGGUCGCGGCGACACAGGUGCGACCAUCGGGAGCGUCUCGAGGAGGGAUGCGUGCGAAUCUGCAAAAAUAUGUCUCUCAGUUCGUCUCUCCCGUCAAUGCUCGUAACGCUGAAGACUCCCGGAAGUAUCAAAGCCGGUUGAUUCAGCAAAAAACAACAAAAGUUUUAGGAUGGCAAAACGUUCAGUCAUGACAGUUCCACUGCUCCUUUUCUCCUCCCUUUUGCACAUUUCUCACGGCCAAUUGGAAGACUUGAUGGGCUUCAUGAAAAUUCCGGACUCUGUAAUGAAUCAGGUGGACGAGUGGACGAAGCCGGUGGGCAGUGAAGCCGCUUUCCAACCGGUGGUCAGCAAACACGCCAGCUGCCAGAAACACAUGUCCUCGUUGAUGGAGUUUCCUUGCCAAAAGUUUUUCAACCAAGUAGCUCCGCGCUCCCCCGAACCACCCUCGUCGGUGCACCAACUCCGACCUGGAGACAUUGACGUGGUCGCCGCAAUUGGGGACAGUCUUGUGGCAGGUGACGCAGCUCUGGACGAUUCGCCCUUCAGCGUUUUCAUCCAGUACCGCGGCGUUUCUUGGUGUGUGGGUGGCGAAUCGGACUGGCGCAGGUACCUGACGAUACCCAACAUCCUGAAGCAGUUCAACCCAAACAUCACCGGCUAUUCAGUAGGAGAAGGCUCGUAUCAGUCCAAGAAUUCCCGAUUCAACAUAGCGAUGCCGGCGGCGUUGGACGACGACGCAUUGAAACAGGCGCAAAUCCUCGUUUCCAGAGUUCGAUCCGACCCCAAUAUUAAUUUCCGAAAAUCUUGGAAGUUUGUAACAAUUUUCAUCGGGCACAACGACCUUUGCUCAAAGGCGUGUUUCAACCCUGAAAAACACACGGCCCUUCAGCACAAGAAGCAGCUGCAAAAAGCGCUCGACUUUCUCAAGAAAAACAUGCCUCGCACUUACGUCUCUCUUGUAACGAUCGGAGAUGUGACUUAUUCCAUGAAGGUGCAACGCUCCUUCAUGUGUAAAUUGAUGCACCCGUUUUUGUGCGCCUGUCUGCACAGAGGCCAGGCCAAGGACCCCGUCAAGUGGGUGGGAAAUUUGGCCAGAGAAUAUGCGAGGGCUGAGAUUGAACUGAUUGAGAGUGGACGAUACUCAAACGACCCGGAAUUUGCGGUCGAGUUGAUGCCAUUUACAUUAUUCACGCACCACCUGGGCUAUCGAUCAACUCCUGCCGAUAUGAAAAGCGUUUGGAUGACCAACAAGAACUUGAUCAGCCCAGACUGUUUCCACAUGAGCCAAGCUGGUUCCGCAUUAAUGGCGAACAUGCAUUGGAACAAUCUCUUGGAGUCAAACCACAUCCGCUCGUCGUCGCCGCCAAAUAAAAUUUUUGAACGCUUCCUCUGUCCGACGGUUAACUCGCCCUAUCUGUUUACGGCGGAAAACAGCGCCCUCUUCAGGACACAGGGCUCGCAAUUGCACUCCGAUUUUCAAGAACUGCAGAUGAGGACGAGAAAUUUUUUGCUUCCUAAAUAUAUUUAAUUGUAAAAUAUGCAU
Messenger RNA from Neocloeon triangulifer, 1630 nucleotides. RefSeq names its product phospholipase B1, membrane-associated-like. NCBI's taxonomy places the organism in Eukaryota, Metazoa, Arthropoda, Insecta, Ephemeroptera, Baetidae. The record is from RefSeq and is a predicted model, not a curated record. Gene Ontology annotation, biological process: phospholipid metabolic process. Gene Ontology annotation, molecular function: glycerophospholipase activity. The transcript is spliced from 10 exons. The coding region runs from base 257 to 1615 and encodes 452 amino acids.